GAUCAGUGCGACUCUGACGAUGGCUACGAUCAAGAGAAUUGCGAAAGUUACAAGGGCUCUGGCAAGAGGAAUCCCGGCAACUGCUCCAAGUGUGGCUCGAAGCGGCACAGCACGGCCGAUUGUCCGGCGAUCGACCAGGACGAAGACAAUUCAUCGGCAAACGCGCAAGAGAAGCUACGCGACAAGAGUCACCGAGACAAAGGAAGAGGCAAGUACCGCGGAAUGGGUAAGAGCAACCACGACGGCGACAAGGUUAAGGCAAAGGCAAGUACGGUGGCGAAAGCAAAGGAUGACUACGACGACGAGGACAACUACGAGGACGGCGGGUGGGGCAUGGGCAAUUCCGGCAACUGGUACCACGCCGAGGGCACCGAAGCCUACGACAUCGAGGGCGUCACCAGGCGGACCGGCUUCUGCAGGCAGGCCUUCUUCAUUGACACCCAGUUUGAGUUUCUUGGGCGUCCGGAGUUUCUGGUUCGAAACAUUGAGAAGUCUGAGAACGGGCAUUUCCCGGCAGGCGAGAUGAACCUCGCGAGCUAUCGCAUGGUGAGAGGGCGGAGACGAUGUGGAUUUCUGCGCGAUCCAGGCGCUGCAACCGGCAUCGUCGACACAGACGCAGUGCGCGAGUGCCGCCGCGACGCGAAUCCCAGCGCCACCGUCGAGGCGCGGCCAACCGGGUCAAAGCUCGCGGGCGUUGACGGAAAGCCGACGCCAGGCGUCGGAAAUGCAGUCUUGUCGUUGACGAUUGCAGUUCUCAAUGGGGCGACUUUCGCCGGCGACGUGAUUGGCGAUGCGGGCCCUUUCUGUCUCGGCAUUAUGCCGCCUCGGGCUUCCGUGAGAUAUCGCGCCGCUGUGGUCGCCAAUGCCAAUCAGAUGGCGAUGGCAUCUUG
Prorocentrum cordatum is the source of this 890-nucleotide messenger RNA. NCBI's taxonomy places the organism in Eukaryota, Dinophyceae, Prorocentrales, Prorocentraceae. The record is from the annotation of a GenBank genome assembly.